This is a messenger RNA of Arachis stenosperma, 2579 nucleotides long. Its product is annotated as receptor protein kinase-like protein ZAR1. Gene Ontology annotation, molecular function: protein kinase activity; ATP binding; protein binding. The coding region runs from base 271 to 2406 and encodes 711 amino acids. The record is from RefSeq and is a predicted model, not a curated record. Gene Ontology annotation, biological process: protein phosphorylation. The transcript has 2 exons. NCBI's taxonomy places the organism in Eukaryota, Viridiplantae, Streptophyta, Magnoliopsida, Fabales, Fabaceae.
ACUUAGCAGCUCUCUCUCUCUGCACUCCCCAACCCCAAAAAAGUCUUCUUUUUUUCCAUUGCUUUCCCACUCUUCAACACAACACACUGCUUCUUUAUUCUCUCUCCUCCGUUGUCGUCUUCCUCCUGCCUUUUUCUUUUCUCUGUAACAAACACACAACACAGAAUCAACCCCCCUCAACCAGCUGCUGCUGCUGCUUCUUCUUCUUCUUCCUUGCUUUUUCUUGUGUAAGUUCUUGGAUUUGCUCCAACGGUCACUAAGUUGGAGGACAUGUCCCCUUUCCUUCUGCUUUUCUUUCUUCUUUGCUGCAACUCUCUUGCACCUCUUGUUAAUUCCCUCAAUGCCGAAGGCUAUGUGCUCUUGACGCUUAAGCAGUCCCUUCAAGACCCACAAGGCUCCAUGGUCACUUGGAAUUCUUCCCAUGACAACCCUUGUUCAUGGAAUGGGAUUACCUGCAAGGACCAAACUGUUGUCUCCAUUAGCAUCCCAAAAAGGAAACUUUAUGGUUCUCUCCCUUCAGCUCUGGGAUCUCUCUCCCAGCUCCGCCACCUCAACUUCAGGAACAACAAGCUCUUUGGAACCUUGCCUCCUCAGCUUUUUCAAGCUCGGGGGCUGCAAAGUUUGGUGCUUUAUGGCAAUUCCUUCUCUGGGUCUGUUCCCAGUGAGAUUCAGAAUCUCAGGUACCUUCAAACUCUUGACCUGUCACAAAAUUCCUUCAAUGGGUCAUUGCCUGCUACAAUUGUCCAAUGCAAGAGGCUCAGAACCCUUGUUCUCAGUAGAAACAAUUUCACUGGCAUUUUGCCUGCUGGAUUUGGUACUAGUUUCUCUUCUCUUGAGAAACUUGACCUCUCUUUCAAUCAAUUCAAUGGUUCAAUUCCUGCAGACAUGGGUAAUCUAACUAGCCUUGAAGGAACUGUUGAUUUGUCUCAUAAUCAUUUUAGUGGUUUAAUACCAGCUAGCCUUGGUAACUUGCCUGAGAAGGUUUACAUUGAUCUUACUUACAACAAUUUGAAUGGUCCAAUACCACAAAAUGGUGCUUUAAUGAAUAGAGGACCAACUGCUUUUAUUGGUAAUCCUGGUCUGUGUGGCCCUCCUUUGAAGAAUUCAUGUGCCCCUGACACUCCAGGUGCUAGUUCACCUUCCUCAUUCCCGUUCAUGCCUCAUAAUGACUCAUCUCAGGAUAAUGGUAAUGGUUCUGGGAAGAGUGAGAAAAACAAAGGGUUAACUAAGGGUGCUGUGGUUGGCAUUGUUGUGGGUGAUGUGAUUGGAAUUUGCCUUUUAGGUCUUCUGUUCUCUUAUUGCUAUUCAAGGGUUUGUGGUUUUGAUCAGGAUCAGGAUGUUAUUGGUGUUAGCAAGGGGAGGAAAGGAAGUAGUAAAGAGUGUUUCUGCUUCCGAAAGGACGAAUCUGAGGCCUUGUCUGAUCAUGUUGAGCAGUAUGAUCUUGUUCCAUUAGAUAGCCAAGUGGCCUUUGAUUUGGAUGAACUUCUUAAGGCAUCAGCUUUUGUUCUUGGGAAGAGUGGAAUUGGAAUUAUGUACAAAGUGGUGCUUGAAGACGGGCUUGCAUUGGCGGUGAGAAGAUUGGGGGAGGGAGGUUCUCAAAGGUUCAAAGAGUUCCAAACCGAAGUAGAGGCAAUAGGAAAGUUGAGACAUCCAAACAUUGUGACUCUCAGAGCUUAUUACUGGUCUGUUGAUGAGAAGCUUCUCAUAUAUGAUUAUAUACCAAAUGGAAGCCUGGCUGCUGCAAUUCAUGGGAAGCCUGGACUAGUUACAUUCAGACCGCUAUCUUGGUCUUAUCGAUUGAAAAUCAUGAAAGGAACUGCAAAAGGAUUGGUCUACCUGCAUGAGUUUAGCCCCAAAAAGUAUGUUCAUGGAGACCUGAAGCCAAGUAACAUCCUUCUUGGACAUAACAUGGAACCCCACAUAUCUGAUUUUGGACUCGGGCGCCUUGCAAAUAUUGCCGGAGGUUCCCCAACCGUGCAAUCCAGCCGAGUGGCCGCUGAGAAGCCGCAAGAGAGACAAAGGAGCUUGUCCAUAGAACUUACACCUAAUAUCUUGGGGAAUGGUUACCAGGCUCCAGAAACACUAAAAGUGGUGAAGCCAUCACAGAAGUGGGAUGUUUAUUCAUACGGUGUGAUCUUGUUGGAGAUUAUCAGCGGAAGGUUACCAAUUGUGCAAGUUGGUAACUCGGAAAUGGACCUUGUUCAAUGGAUUCAGUUCUGCAUUGAGGAGAAGAAGCCACUCUCAGAUGUGUUGGACCCAUAUUUAGCUGAGGAGGCAGAUAAGGAAGAGGAGAUAAUUGCAGUGUUGAAGAUUGCAAUGGCUUGUGUCCAAAGCAGCCCUGAAAAGAGACCUACAAUGAGGCAUGUGCUUGAUGCUUUGGAUAGAUUAUCUGUAUCCUCUGAUUGAGCUGUGAAAUUGUGAAUGCAUUUCAUUUCUUAAGUUUUUGCUUCUCUUUUUAAUUUAACACUCUGGUUUCGUUUAAGGUCUUCAAUCUGCUAGGAUUUUCAAUGGUUUGGCUAGAAGUAUGAAGAAGCCCUUGUGAUUAAAGUACUAGCUAGUAAAGAAAUAAAGCAAUUUGU